AUGUCUGUCGUUUCAGCCUCGCAAGGUUUUAUGCUGAUAGGACACAUGUUCAACAUCCUCCUCAUGGGCGUCCUGCUGGCACAGGUGUAUAUAUACAUGGUUACGUAUCACAAUCAGACGCGACAAGUUUUGGUUAAAGACUUUUUAUGCCAUUUAACACUAGGCGUACCUUGUCUUAACAUGCUCUCUUAUCCAGUGGAUCUAGCAUACCUGGGCAAAAUCACGGCGAUCUUUGCUAUCUCUGGGGCCUUGACGGGUGUGAUAUCUGGUUCUGUGCAGUUAUUCUUCGCCUGGAGAGUGAAGAUCUUGACCUCGAACAUAUGGUUGGUAGCCAUAGUGUCCGUGACUGCACUGGCUGCUGGAUCCAUCGGUAGCACGAUCGAAGCCUUAAAGGUCGGCGGCUUCGCCCGCUUUCCGGACAUUAAGGGUUGGGUUAUUCUCUGGCUUGUGGGUUUGUCUGUCUCUAAUGUAUCACUCCCGUUCACCUUCCCAGGGUAUAAGAAUCACAAGACAGGCUUCCGCGGUUCUGAUGAACUAGUCGACCGAAUCAUUCGAUCAACUGUGCAAACGGGCGUGAUCACGACUGUUUGCGCCCUAAUUGAUUUACUCACCUACCUUCUGGACCCCACAGGACUCCAUCUAGUGUUCAACUUGCCACUCGCAAAGCUGUAUACCAAUACUCUUCUGAGUAGUCUCAACUCUAGAGGUGGCUGGUCGUACGAUUCCAAUUCAGAAUGGCAUUCCCAUACUACUGGCGGCAUUGUGUCUGGAGCUGCCUCCAGGUCAAAACAGGGCGUACGCUUCGGCACCACUACACAUCCCGAAGUGUUUGUAACCGUUGAGCAACACGAGAUGGGGGAUGUCUCCUUGCAGAAGCCAGACCUGGAUUUCGUCGACAGAGACAUUAAAGUGGAUCCUUCCUUUGACGGAUCUCACCCCUGGAAACAGGACAACCAAAGAGUUGGACAUACCAUUGUGUAG
Guyanagaster necrorhizus is the source of this 981-nucleotide messenger RNA. RefSeq lists its product as uncharacterized. Lineage: Eukaryota; Fungi; Basidiomycota; Agaricomycetes; Agaricales; Physalacriaceae. The transcript is spliced from 14 exons. The record is from RefSeq and is a predicted model, not a curated record. Bases 1 to 981 code for a protein of 326 amino acids.